Moneuplotes crassus is the source of this 831-nucleotide messenger RNA. The record is from the annotation of a GenBank genome assembly. Lineage: Eukaryota; Ciliophora; Spirotrichea; Euplotida; Euplotidae.
AUGGGCUGAACAGCUAAUCUAAAACCUCAAGAGAUUACGAUUUACGGGAGUAGUCUUUCUCCUUCAACCAGAUCAAUCAGGUGGCUCUUAUCCAAACUUUUGAUUCAGCACAAAUUUGAACCUGUUUCUAUUCCUGGGGGUAUUCUUUCUGAUAAAUACCAAUCUGGGGAUAGAGGGCAAGAUAAGUUGGAAAAAGAAGAUUGAGAGGCUGGAUUUCUAAACCCGCUAUAUAGUCAGAAAGUUAACAAGAAUGGGUACUUACCUGUCUUUGACAUUGAUGGCAGGAAAAUCUAUGAAGCCUUGUCUAUCAUAUCUUAUAUCUUAUCCAAGUUUGAUAAGUCAGAGCUGUAUUACCAGAGAAAAGAUCUAUUCAAGAAGGCACAAAACGACCCUUGGUUCGCUCUUUCUCGUCAUGUUGAUCGCCCAGCAAUCGAGAUGACAAGGGUUGAUCUUAAGAAUUCUCCAAUAUUUUAUCUCGACCCUCUGCUAGAUUCAGGGGAAUCCUUGGAAGCUAUUGAGAAUAUCAAGCAGUAUCUUGAUAACUUAAAUGAGUUAUGGCCUAGCCAUGGAUUUUUGACUGGAAAGCAGAUCUCUAUUGUAGAUGUUUUCCUAUAUAAUGAAAUCCUUAACAACGUGACAAUCAUGAAGGUAGACCUAGCAGAAUUUCCUAAGGUAAAAGGCUGGUAUGAAAGAGUUGAACAAGAUAAUAAGAUACAGAAUGAGAAGACCAUGUUCCAAAUGGAGCUUGACAAGCAAAAUUCCUUCCAAGCUACAUCUCUUGGAAAGAACGGCAAUGACCAAAAUGGUGAAAUCUAGCCAGUUUCAAUCCUA